This is a messenger RNA of Debaryomyces hansenii CBS767, 1152 nucleotides long. RefSeq names its product TauD/TfdA dioxygenase family protein. NCBI's taxonomy places the organism in Eukaryota, Fungi, Ascomycota, Pichiomycetes, Serinales, Debaryomycetaceae. The record is from RefSeq and is a predicted model, not a curated record. The coding region runs from base 1 to 1152 and encodes 383 amino acids. Gene Ontology annotation, molecular function: sulfonate dioxygenase activity. Gene Ontology annotation, biological process: sulfur compound catabolic process. The transcript has a single exon. Gene Ontology annotation, cellular component: cytoplasm.
AUGUCAAAAGCAUCAGGAAACUACGAUACCCACUAUGUUGCAGGUACAGAUGAAGUUGAUGCCGAUGGAACAUUAGUUAUAAAUAAGUUGAACAGAAAUCAGCUGCAAUACCCAGACUUUCUUCCAACAUGGGAUCCAAAACAAAAGUAUCCCCCAUUGAAGUUUUUCAAACAUUUGGAUCCAGGUGCCAGAGCUGACAAAUCGUUAUCGAACUUAUUUCCUAAGGAUGCCCAAUUUGUUCAGAAGAGAAUAACACCAAAACUAGGUACUGAAGUUACAGGAGUCCAGUUAUCACAAUUGAAUGAUAAGGCUAAGGAUGAGUUAGCAUUAUAUGUUGCGCAGAGAGGUGUGGUUGUCUUCAGGGAUCAAGAUUUCGCGACCAAAGGCCCAAAAUUCGCAACUGACUACGGUAGACACUUUGGACGUUUACACAUCCAUCCAACUUCGGGUGCUCCAAGAGGCCAUCCAGAAUUACAUAUAACAUACCGUCGUGCUGAUAAAGGAGAGUUUGACCGUGUGUUUUCGCAAAGAUCGAACUCUACUUCUUGGCAUUCUGAUGUUUCCUACGAGUUGCAACCUCCAGGAACUACUUUCUUCGCCGUGCUUCAAGGUCCUGAUGCAGGUGGUGACACUAUUUUUGCUGAUGUUGUGGAGGCUUAUAAUCGUUUAUCCCCUGAAUUUCAAAAGAGACUAGAAGGAUUGCAUGUUUUGCAUACCUCAGAAGAUCAGGCUUCCAACUCUCGUGUACAAGGAGGCAUUGAAAGAAGAAAGCCUGUUUCUAGCAUUCACCCAUUAAUCAGACAACACCCAGCGACUGGUGACAAAUUUAUCUAUUUAAAUCGUCCAUUCUCCAGAAGAAUCGUUGAAUUGAAGCAGGAUGAAUCUGACUACUUAAUCAACUUUUUAUUCCAACACAUUGAGUCGGCCCAUGACUUACAGUUAAGAGCUAACUGGGAACCAAAUACGGUUGUUGUAUGGGAUAACAGAAGAGUUGUUCAUUCUGCCAUCAUUGAUUGGGAGACGCCAGUUUCAAGACACGCAUUCAGAAUUACACCACAGGCUGAAAGACCAGUGGAAGAUUUGAAAUAUUUAAAUAAGGAAGAAUAUGAUAUUGGUGACGUAGGUGAAGCUUUGGAUAAGCUUUUAAAAUAG